This is a messenger RNA of Petromyzon marinus (sea lamprey), 1633 nucleotides long. NCBI's taxonomy places the organism in Eukaryota, Metazoa, Chordata, Hyperoartia, Petromyzontiformes, Petromyzontidae. The record is from RefSeq and is a predicted model, not a curated record.
ACGAACGGGGUUACGUUAGGAAGUCGGCAGGUUCGUAAGUUGCAACACAAUAAUGUAACGGAUUUAAAUGUCCAUGCGGUCAGUGCUAAGAAAUGCGUUUUGGUUAAACACAAAAGGGAAGCAUUGUUAAACUCAUAAAUAAGAAAUGUAGUACAUCUGCAUGUAACACUGUGAUAAAAUACUGUCGAUGUAUAAUUAAAGACCUUCAGGAAAAAACCUUAAAAUCCGUAAUUUUUCCAUUUUAAGGUCCCCAAAUCUCGAUUUGCGACGAUCUGUGCUCCCAUCAACGAGAUAAUGAGCGCUUUAUUUUCUGGCAGCGCAAGCUCACAGCACCUCGCGGUCGUAGGCGUCAGGUUCAGACCACACGUGGAAAACACGUCGAAGAGGGAACCGCAAAAGACGAACACCCAAGCGAAAAACUUUCCGCUCAACGCCAAGAUGGGGAAGUUGGAAGGCCGAAUUUUGGCAUAAAACGGCACACGAGGAAGUGAGGGCCGAGCAGUUGGAGAAGAGGCUGUCGAGAGCGGUCUCCCUGGGCAUGGCCGGGUCGUGCUGUUGGUCACGUGCCGCCUGUCUCGUCGCUCUGUGGGCUGCUGUCGUGAGCAAUGCCGACCCAAAAUACGUAGAUGAUGCCAAAGCGAAGUAUCAUCAAACUAUCCUGCUGCCCUGUCGGACAGAAUGCCAUGGACCUGUUAUCGUUGAUCGAUGGAAUAUAGACAUUAAUGGUGUAUUUCAAGACUUUGAACAUUUGCAUGACAAAAACAUUGGCAAAACCAAAUACAUUGACAACAAAAACGCUUCCCUGACCAUUCAAAAUCCUGAGUGGGAAGGAAUGAGAUGGUACAGAUGUUACUGGUCAUGUCAAAAUCAAGACUCUCUUAACAUGUAUUCUGAUAUAUCUAUUUUUCUAAUCAAAGAUGUUAAGACGAACAACAUUAUCGGUGCUAAAGUUGGUGAAAAGAUCUCGAUUCCCUGCCGAGGCAAUUCUGAAAGCAGAAUCACUGAAAGCGUUGAAUGGCACUUUGCUCUACCAGGACAACCAUACUACCCCGUCAACAUGGUCAGUGGAAGAAAACACUCCAUCGAUAAUAACAAAUCACUGCUCAUUCACAAUCUCCAGAAGAAAGAUGCAGGAUUUUACCUGUGUGAGCUGAAGAAUGUCAAGGAUUUCUACGAGACGAAAGUCAACAUAAUCCGAGGACCAUCUGGGGUGGACCUCACCCCGGUGUACAAUCGCUGUCUCGGUGGUCGUGUGCAUAGCGAUCGCGUGCGGGGCUGCCUGCUACGCCCGGAAGCAAUGGAAGAUCGGGGUCCGUGUCACCGUUCGCAAAGCCACUGCUCACACGUAGACAUCUCAAUGCAUCAUUGCAGGUGGCACGGAGGUAGCGACAGAGGCUGCCAAUCAUCCCAGCUUGGCCCGGAACAGUCUUUUGGCGUUCUCUGGCCAUAAAAAAAUGCUGUCUCUAGUGUAGGUCACGCAGUUUCAAAGAGAAUACGUAUAUUUUCAGAUAAUGUUUGUUUGCAAGUUCACAACAAGUGCUUUGUGUGGUUAAUGCAGACUUGAUUACGUGCAAAAGUAUGUAUUUGGUAUUCAGAUAUUAUAACACCUUCUGGUAACACCUGUUCUUAUUUU